Rhinocladiella mackenziei CBS 650.93 is the source of this 1374-nucleotide messenger RNA. RefSeq lists its product as uncharacterized. Gene Ontology annotation, cellular component: actin cytoskeleton; cell surface; Arp2/3 protein complex. Gene Ontology annotation, molecular function: integrin binding; zinc ion binding; metallopeptidase activity. The record is from RefSeq and is a predicted model, not a curated record. The coding region runs from base 1 to 1374 and encodes 457 amino acids. The transcript is spliced from 6 exons. Lineage: Eukaryota; Fungi; Ascomycota; Eurotiomycetes; Chaetothyriales; Herpotrichiellaceae. Gene Ontology annotation, biological process: Arp2/3 complex-mediated actin nucleation; actin filament polymerization.
AUGUAUCCUCUUCUCAAGACUCUGAUUUUUUCUGUAAUAUCUGGUGCAAUCGCCGCUCCAACACUCCUCGGGGCUCGCCAGGAGACACCAUUCACACAGAAAUCCGCAGCCUGGAACGCCGGCGCUGUGACGGAGUACCCUAUUCACUCUAGUUGCAACGCCACACAAGCCCAUCAGAUCGCCUUGGGGCUGGAAGAGGCGAUCGAGCUGGCCGAACAUGCAAAGGAACAUGUAUUGCGAUGGGGAAAUAGUUCUGAGAUAUACCGCCGUUAUUUUGGCAACCGCCCGCCAUACGAGGCCAUCGGCAGCUAUGAAAUCAUCGUGGGAGGAGAUAAGGGCAAUGUUCUUUUCCGCUGUGACAAUCCCGAUGGCAACUGCAGAUUGAAAGAUUAUGGAGGUCACUGGCGAGGAGAAAAUGGCACCGACGAAACUGUCAUUUGUGACUUGAGUUAUCAGACGCGUCGAUCGCUCAACCAAAUGUGUGCUCUGGGAUAUAACGUGGCUGAAUAUCCCACAAACACUUUCUGGGCCUCAGAUUUGAUGCAUCGGCUGUAUCACAUGCCCGCCAUUGGAGGCGGAUACAUUGAGCAUUUCACCGAGGAUUAUGAAGGGGUCAUUGAGUUGGCAUCAGGAAAUGGCACCGAGUCAACUCACGAUAGCGACACCUUGCAGUACUUUGCUCUCGAGGCGUACGCCUACGACAUUGCCGUGCCAGGCGUAGGAUGUCCUGGCCCGCGAACACCGGGAGACUCUGUGCCCACGCAAUCAGCGAGCACAACGUCGAGUGUCGGCGCCGGAGCGGCGGCAACGAGUUCGGGAUCGCCAACGGUUUCACAGAGCCCGUCUUCCACGUCAGAACUUCCCGGAUCACAAUCAUUACGCCCAUACCUUCAAUGCGUCCGUUCCUCCCUCACCGCUGCCCUCGCACUCUCAAAUUUCGCUUCACAAGCAUCAGAAAGACACAACGUGCCUGAAAUAGAAGCCGCCAGCUCUCCGGAAGUCCUGUUAAAUCCUCUGACCAUUGCCCGUAAUGAAAACGAGAAGGUCCUCAUAGAACCCAGUGUCAACAGUGUGCGAGUCAGCAUACGCAUCAAGCAAGCAGAUGAGAUUGAGAAUAUUCUGGUUCACAAGUUCACUCGUUUCCUGACCCAGCGUGCCGAAUCCUUCUUUGUUUUGAGACGGAAGCCUGUCAAGGGUUAUGAUAUCUCCUUCCUCAUCACCAACACUCACACGGAAGAGAUGUUGAAGCAUAAGCUGGUGGACUUCAUCAUUCAAUUCAUGGAAGAAGUGGACAAAGAAAUCUCCGAGAUGAAGCUAUUCUUGAACGCCCGAGCUCGAUUUGUUGCCGAAUCAUUCCUGACUCCGUUCGAUUAG